This is a messenger RNA of Lytechinus variegatus (green sea urchin), 3503 nucleotides long. Its product is annotated as acyl-CoA dehydrogenase family member 11-like. The record is from RefSeq and is a predicted model, not a curated record. The transcript has 12 exons. Gene Ontology annotation, molecular function: acyl-CoA dehydrogenase activity. NCBI's taxonomy places the organism in Eukaryota, Metazoa, Echinodermata, Echinoidea, Temnopleuroida, Toxopneustidae. Bases 94 to 2067 code for a protein of 657 amino acids.
GCGUAUAGCACUUGUGAUUGUGAAACGGGGUCUGACGUUAGUUAUUGUUGGAAUUUCUGAGAAUUUUUGAGAGCAAAUCAGCAAAAUUUAAAGAUGUAUUCCAGAAUCCACAUUCCUCGAAAGUGGUUCAUGAAUGAUUUAUCAAUCCGCAAAAGCACAACAUUUUAUUCCCUUUCUUCUAAGGGAAAACAUAACGUAGGAACGUCUUCUAAUUCUGCCGCAGCAGCAUCUACCAGCACCAGCACCGGAACACAACAACAGAGUGCGCCUGAACCGCGGGGACAAGAGUUCCAAGUACCUCCGUUCAAGAGAGCUCAGCGAGGGAAUUUCUUUCAAGAACAACCUCGGCUUGGCAAUGUCUAUCGUGAAGAUGCAGCAUUGCAGUCUUAUUUGAACAGAUACAUUUCAGAUGAAGCAGCUCUGUCACCCAUUGAAGAUGACUUGGAUAGAUUUGGAGAGCGGGUGGGGGAGGAGAUUGAAGCCCUUGGCAACCAGUGCGAGGAGAAUCCACCUUAUGUCAAGCACUAUGAUGCAUGGGGGAAUCGUGUGGAUGAGUUAAUCACAUGUGAAGCAUGGAAAAAACAAAAGGCCAUAGCAGCUGAGGAAGGGAUCGUGGCUAUUCCAUAUGAAAGGAAAUAUGGAUCUUGGAGCCGUGUUUAUCAAGCUGCAAAAAUGAUAUUGUAUGGGCCCUCAUCUGGUCUGUAUUCCUGUCCUUUGGCUAUGACUGAUGGAGCUGCUAAGAUCUUUGAGAAUGAUAGUGGGCUUUCAUCUGAGUUGCAACGGAGUGCCUUUGGUCAUUUGACAUCUCGGAAGCCUGAAACAUUUUGGACAUCUGGACAAUGGAUGACAGAGAAGAAAGGAGGAUCCGAUGUAGCUGGCGGAACAGAAACAUUGGCCUACCCACAGAACGAUGGAUCCUUCAAUCUCCAUGGUUACAAGUGGUUCUCGUCAGCCACAGACAGUGAUAUGACUUUAACUUUAGCAAGAAUUGUAGAUGAUGAUGGCCAAUAUAAAGAGGGCACCAGAGGACUAUCUUUGUUUUACCUUGAAACUCAUACACCAGAAGGUAAACUGAACGGUAUAGAGAUACACAAACUGAAGAACAAACUUGGCACCAGGCAACUUCCUACUGCAGAAUUAUUAUUAGAUGGGACUAAAGCACAUCUUGUGUCUGAACCAGGGUAUGGUGUGGCCUCUAUCUCUCCUAUGCUGACUGUUACUCGCUACACCAAUGCAGCUAAUGCUGCAGGUGCGAUGAGAAGGAUGAUGCUCAACGUGAGAGACUACUCGUUCAGGAGGAAAGCAUUUGGGAAGUUGAUUGUUGACUGGCCUCUUCAUGUACAAACUAUGAGCAGAAUGGAGGUGGAGACAAGAGGAGCCAUAGCUCUGCUCCUGGAAUGCUCCCAUCUCCUUGGCAAGGAAGAGACAAAGGAAGCUUCUGAGGAUGAUCUCAACCUUCUCCGUCUUCUCAUCCCAGUUGUCAAACUCUACACCGGCAAACAGGCUGUCAGCAUUGCCUCUGAAGGUCUAGAGAGCAUUGGUGGACAGGGUUACAUAGAGGAUACAGGUCUCCCAAAGAUACUUAGAGAUGCUCAGGUGUUGAGCAUCUGGGAAGGCACUACAAACAUCCUUUCCUUGGAUGUACUUCGCUCUAUCGUCAAGAGCCAAGGCCAAACUAUGGAGACAUUCCUUAGACAAGUCCAAACACGCUCUGCUCCAUUCAUCACUGCCUCCAACCAGGACAUUCAAUCAACAGCCAAGCUCAUUGGGCAGUCAUGCAAUAACCUGAAGAAUUUCUUGAUGGAAGCAGCCAAUCAGGAUGCAGGUUUCAUGGAGCUGGCUGCCAGGGACUUUGCCUACAGUAUUGCAAGAACAUACACUGGAUUGCUGCUAUUGGAACAUGCUACAUGGGAACGGGCCAGUGUGGAAGAUAUUGCUGUAGCUAAAAGGUGGUGCCAAAUGGAUAUGUGUCCAGUUUCAACCCAGCAUGCAACAGGAACUUAUUCAAUGGAAGCAAGCUCGCUGGACUACAGAACAGUCAUGGCAGGUUACCAACAAAAAGAUUAAUCUGAGAAAAACAUAAUGAACAAUGGAUAGUGAGUGAGAGAGAGAGUGAGAGAGGGGGGGGGGAUGGGGAGUGGCAAGGGAGAGAAGAGAAGGUGGAUGAGAAUAUAAAUGGAAGUGGGACAGAGUGGGAGUGAGAGAAAGAGAGAUUGGGUGGGAAAAUAAAUAAUUGAAAUAGGGAGGGGGAGACAACAGGGUAAAAUUUAUAUAGCCAAAUGCAGCUGUAAAUAAUAUAUUUUUGUUGAAUUUUUCACAUUUAUGCUUUUAAGAUAUUGAUUUAGCUACUGUAAAUAAUCACAAAUCGUUGAUUAUGAUCAUGAUAUAUACAGUGCUUUAAAUGCUGAAUUUACAUCUGCAUGAAAAUCAGCAUUGAACAGAUAUAUUUGCAUUUAUAUAUUUUGAUGUAUCUUUUUAGAUACUGCCUAGUAUACACACAAAUGUUAGUUUAUUUUUAUGAGAUGAACCAAUUUGUUUUAUUAGACAACUCAAAUAGAGUGACAGAUUGAAUAUGCGGGUAUUUAGGUAAACCUUCGUAGAUGUGAUCAUUUUAAAUGGAAAUUAUUCCUGUUGCAUCACAAAGGUAACUAUGAUGCUGAUCUAUUGUGUGUGUACAGAGGUGGGAGGGCAUUGCAAGAAAUCUCAAUAUCAUUUGUUAGGUCACCAAAUCAAUUAUAAAUCUUGUAAUUGAUAGCUAAUAAGCAAUUCAUUGCUAGUCUGCUUUCUUGCAACAGAAAGCGUCAAUCAAUUCAACUCCUAUAUCUAUAAUUCAUGUAGAUUUAUUAAUACAAAAUUUGCAAUUGACAUAAUUACCUGUAAUUACUGUAUAUGCAAUAAGCUCACUGAAUUACUGUUAAGAUAUGAAAACCAUUUAAUGACUUUACUCUGGAGUUACAGUUUUGGUCUCAAAAGAUUGAUUUGUUUGGGUCACUUAUAGAGUAAUUUGGGUUUUGUCUUUAACCAGACAUGUCCAGAAAGGAUAGUGACCAUUUGCCACUAAUUAUAUGAAAUUGUUAAAAAAAACUGGUGAAGUAAAGCUGUAAAAUGCAUGAUUUAAUCCAUUUAUUUUAUUGUGAAGUUGUCAAAUUAAUUAAGAGUUGUUGCAAAAUUAAUGAUUCCAUUACUCAUUUUUUAGUGUACUUCAGGAUAGUGAUUAACAUGAAAGGACAUUUUAUCAGACAAGUCCACUUGAACAGUUACCAUAAAUGUUCAGUGUUUUUAAGCCAAUUAUAAUCACCAAAAGUUGUCAGAUCUGACAUUUUGUCAGACAAGUAAGUGUUGAUGGAAUGCUAUCCUGGCCACCAAACAUACUGAGUGAGUUAGAAAAAGUUCAGAAAAAAAUUGACAUGACAGCGAAGAAAACCUUUUGAUUAUCCAAGCAUUCUUCAGUACAUAAAAUUGGUAUCAAAUUUUUUCGACAACAUACUCAGGAUGUUUUUUAU